CUUCUGCCGCCACCGCCGCCACCUCCCUCCCUUCCGCCGGUUCCAUCUCCGAUGGCCGCUCCGCCGCCGGCGCCGCAGUCGCCGGGCCCCUCCGCUCCGCCUCAGGAGUCCAGCAAGUCACGCAAGGGAAAGAAGAGCCGUGGCGCGAGGAAGCUUAAGAGAGCCGCCGCCGCCGCCGCCUCGACCUCCUCGGCGGGGGGAACGAUGGUCGACGACCCCUUCCUCGUACUCGCCGGCGGCAAGGAAGGCGGCUUCCUGGAGCUGGAGGAGAUCGACGAGGCAGACUUCGGGAUCUUUGGAGGUGCCGUGGAGGAGGUAGGAGAAGGUGACAGGAAGGCAGGUAAGGAUCAGAAGAAAAAGAAGAAGCGGAAGAAGAGGAAGAGAGGAGAUGAUGACAAUGCUUUACCUGGUGAUGAUGGUGAUUUGGUUGUUGAGUGUGAGGAAGGAGAGAAGGGCGAGAAGAGGAUGAAGAGGAAGAAGAGGAAUAGCAAGAAGAAGUUGAAUGAAAUGGAGGAGAAUUUGGAGAGCAAGGAAGAUGUCUCGGAUGACAAUGUGGAAGAUUUGCAAGAUGCCAGUGACGCUAUGGAACAAGAUAACAAUGAUGAGCUGAUUUUGGGUGAGGAUGAAGUUUAUGCAUGGCGAGAGCUUAGACUGCAUCCUCUUCUUAUUACAGCAAUGCGCAGGCUUGGAUUCAAAGAACCAACACCAAUACAAAAGGCUUGCUUUCCUGCCGCGGCUCAUCAAGGCAAGGAUGUUAUUGGUGCAGCGGAGACAGGUUCUGGUAAAACACUUGCUUUCGGACUCCCUAUCUUGCAACGCCUUCUUGAAGAACAAGAAAAGGCGACAAGAUUGUCUUGGGGAGAUGAGAGUACACAAGACAGAAAUUCUAGAGAAAGUCCACUUCGUGCUCUUAUUUUGACACCUACCAGGGAGCUCGCGAAACAGGUCUGCGAUCAUCUACAAGAAGCUGCCAAAUUCUUAGGAAUCCAAGUUAUUCCCAUUGUUGGUGGUCUAUCCAUGGAAAAGCAAGAACGGCUUCUGAAAAGGAAACCUGAGAUUGUUGUUGGAACCCCAGGAAGAUUGUGGGAGCUUAUGUCGACAGGCAACCAACACCUACUUAAGUUACAUUCAUUAUCAUUCUUCGUGUUGGAUGAAGCUGAUAGAAUGAUAGAGCGAGGCCAUUUCCAUGAGCUGCAAUCUAUCAUUGAGAUGUUGCCAGUAACUAAUGGUUCUGAUGAACAAGCUGUGGGGACCAUGCCAAGUUGUGAAACUGUGCCAAUAUUGCAAAUAAAGAAGAGACAAACAUUUGUAUUCUCAGCAACACUUGCUCUCUCAGCUAAUUUUCGGAAAAAGUUGAAGCGAGGACUAGCAACUUCAAAGGCAUCUGUGCCUACUGAUUUGAGUUCUAUUGAAGCACUUUCGAAGCAGGCUGGUAUGAAACCUAAUGCAGAAAUAGUUGAUCUGACGAAGGCUUCUAUCUUACCUGAGAAACUCGAAGAGUCUUUUAUUGAGUGUAGUGAUGAUGAUAAGGAUGCCUACCUGUAUUAUAUAUUGAGUGUCCAUGGACAAGGCCGCACGAUAAUAUUUUGUACAUCAAUUGCUGCAUUACGCCACCUUUCAUCUAUAUUACGUGUUCUUGGAAUUAAUGUGCUGACAAAUCAUGCUCAAAUGCAACAAAGGGCUCGCAUGAAGGCUGUGGAUCGAUUUCGCGAAAGUGAAAAUUCAAUUCUGGUUGCAACUGAUGGCUUUGCAAGGGGCAUGGAUUUUGAUGAUGUCCGAACUGUUAUUCAUUAUCAAUUGCCACACUCAACUGAUGUUUACAUCCACAGAAGUGGAAGGACAGCUCGGAAAUCAAUGGCAGGGUGCAGCAUCGCACUAAUCUCUCCUGGGGACAAGGCCAAGUUUUACACUCUUUGCAAGUCACUGUCAAAGGAGAACCUCCAGCAGUUUCCUGUUGACCAUGCUUACAUGCCUGCAGUAAUGAAUAGGCUCACCCUUGCCCGGCAGAUUGACAAGAUUACACGUAAAAAUUCACAGGAUAAUGCAAACAAAUCGUGGCUUCAGAGGAAUGCUGAAUCCAUGGGAUUAGUAUUGGAGACAAGUGACAGUGAGGAGGAACGUGUACAGGGACACAAGCAAAGGAAAGCAACUUCUGCACACCUCCAGAAGCUUCAACAGAAUUUGAGUGAGCUCUUGCAACGUCCCUUGCAACCAAAGACUUUCUCACGGCGCUAUUUAGCUGGGGCUGGUGUUUCGCCGUUACUUCAAAAGCAACUAGAGGAGUUGUCCAAAAGGAAUAUUAAGGGCAGUGCUGGUGUAAAUGCAAAUAAAGGAUCCCGAUUUGUUGUUAUUGGUCAGGAUCAAAUAGAACCCUUGCAAGCUCUUCAGAAUUCUGGGCAACAGGUCUGUGUGAACAUUGACAAGCAAAGAGAAAAGCGAAGGCUUGCUGAAAACUGGAGGCGGAAGAAGCAAAAAGAGAAGAAAAGUACACGAGAGCAAAAGAGAAAGGAGAAGAGGAAAGCUAAAGAAAGGGAGUAAAUAACAUCGUAAACAGGAGACGACCGAGGGGUUAAAGGCAACAAGAACUUGCGAACGUUCUCCAAUAUUCGCAUAGAACUCCGAAUCACUGAAGCUACUACAUUGUUACCGUCAGGGACAAGUUUUGGUCUUUUGGGUGUUGUAUAUCAUCUUUUGCGACUGAAGAUAGGAGUAUGUUAGAGUGAACUGUACCAGCAUCAUCUCCGAGUUUCUUUACGAGGAUCAACAAGACUUCUGUGGCAUGUACACUCUAAACCCCUCGUAUAUUAUUGAUCUGCUGGCUGGAUGAAAUUUUUACUUCAACCACAUAAACGUGAAUAUAUGAAUGAUGGAGAUGACUUCGUUUGUGAUCAUCGGUCAACAUUUCAAAAG
This is a messenger RNA of Oryza brachyantha (malo sina), 2910 nucleotides long. Its product is annotated as DEAD-box ATP-dependent RNA helicase 13. The transcript is spliced from 15 exons. NCBI's taxonomy places the organism in Eukaryota, Viridiplantae, Streptophyta, Magnoliopsida, Poales, Poaceae. The coding region runs from base 52 to 2538 and encodes 828 amino acids. Gene Ontology annotation, cellular component: nucleolus. The record is from RefSeq and is a predicted model, not a curated record. Gene Ontology annotation, molecular function: RNA helicase activity; nucleic acid binding; ATP binding.